GAUAAUCAAUACAAAUGGGAAACGUUUCACAAGUUUAUGCCCUCAAAGCUCAAUGAAUACCAACUGUUUGUGGCCACAGAUUAUCAUAUAUUCAUCAAUGACUGUAGAUUUGCCAAACAUAAUCUGAUGCAAUUGAAUCAUAUGAUACCCACGAAUGUGGUCCGAAAUCUUAAGAGUUUAGUUGUCGAGUGCGAUGAAGAGAAACGUGAAAUUGUGGUCACUUCUGACUUGAAACACAAUUGUUUGAUGUCUUUUAAACGACUGACUGAUGUGACGGCCCUCUCAUCCCUUCACUUGCCAUUACAUGCGAGCACUCCAAUCGAUGUCAACAUUCAGUUUGAAGAGUAUAUCUACCGCGGAGUACAACUCAUAGACAGCGGCGACAAAUCUGGCUUUUCAUUAGCAGUUGUCACACAAUUCGGUGAUAUUUUUAUGCAAGACUUCUAUUGGAACAGUUCGGACCCAAUGAAUGGACAGUUAAGUGUCGGUCACUUUAGGGACAGGACGUGUGCGUCAGGAUUGGGUUCUAAAGACUUUACGCUAAGCACUGAAGUGAAAGAAUACUUGAAAGUUGUGAAU
Molecule: messenger RNA, 579 nt
Organism: Oppiella nova
Lineage: Eukaryota; Metazoa; Arthropoda; Arachnida; Sarcoptiformes; Oppiidae
Source: the annotation of a GenBank genome assembly